GAAAGAAACACAUCAUCAAAUGAUGUUUAACUUGUUUGCAUUGAAUCUUUACAGUAUAUUUUACAGCUCCAGAUCUCGCAUAUACUGCAGUGCAAGAUCGUGGGUAAUGACACCAGCACGCUCCCCCACGCCCGCCAAGACAUGAAAUGUGAUAGACACCCACCAGCUCAAGCUUAAGCAUCGGCCUUCUUCUCCUCCGUCUUCCCACCGUUCUGCUCCUCCUCCAACACAGUUCUCCUGCUCUCCAUCGUGAGCCAGAGCGCCUUGCCCGCACCCUCGAGCGUCGAGGUGAGACCCAUGCCCGCGCUCUGGAGCAUGUGCACAAGCUGGGCACGCAGACCAUCCAGACCAUUCUCGAUGCCACCAACCCACUUGACGCCCUCCAUAUCAAACGCCUUGUCCUCAAUCCGGGCACCAAUGAGCAGCAGCUUCUGCAGGGCGCUCUGGGUGAUAGGUUCAUGAUAACCGGGGUUCUUCUUUCUUGUUGGCGCAGGGAACUGUGGAGGGCUGGGGGCGAGAAUGCUGAGGGCAGCAGCAAGAUGUUGGGGCGACACAGCUGGGAGAGUGAACGCCGCCACAGGACCGACCAUAAGAGCUGAAAGCUGAGCGUAUGUGGAGGUUUCAGGAAUCUUAGUCUCGCCCAUGGUGACACUCUUGACGGCCUUCCAGGCAGCCUUGGAAAGAUCGUGGUUGUACGUGACCUUUACCCUCUUGCCGGUAGCAGUAGGAGCAGAGGUGGGCUCGACUUUCGAGGGAUCGAAGAACUCGACCAGCUUCAUGGCGACAUCAAAGAUACUUGUUCUGACGACCUGGAUCUUAGCCUUGGAGGCAAUAUCGGCAGACGCAUCUCCCGUAGCUGGUACAGCGUCAAGAGCGGCCUUGAGUUCCCGUCUAACAGCAAUCCAUUCCUCGGCAGUCAGGUUAUUGUGUUGGAACAGGAGAACCACGGGGGUGGUGCGGAGGAGGGAGGUAUAUGUUCGGAGUAGCUGGGCCUUCCGGGUCUCGCCAGGACGGGCCGUUGGCGGUUUUGUGGGAGGGACAUAGUCGUCGGGCAGGCUCAGGCCUCUAGAUACCGUCGCAUAUUGUCUGGCGGCCGAGGUCACUGCUGGGGUUGAUGGGCGUAGGAGAGCAGCAGAUGGUCUGGAGGGUUUGACAGCAGCAGUCAGGCCGCGGGCCGACGCUGUGCAUCGUAAUCUUGGUGGCAUGGUGUUUGCUUCUUCUGGUCAGUCUGGUGUUCAACCCUUUCCCAUGGCGCAGUAUACCAACCUGGUCUAACAAAUGGCCUCCCUCUCGUUCAACAACCUCUACGGCUUCCAAUCCGGCAACCCAGAAAUUUUGGCCGCGGCGCCAAUGGAACGGCAGGGUGGUCCAAGCUUCCUUCAAUUCAGACCCAAUAGCGUCUCACCGCCUAAAUUCUGCCAAAAGUGACAGGCUGCCUACCCCUGUAACUUCCCCCGCUGUAACUUGGUAAUCGAGGGGCCGUCGCCGGAAGCUGUGCGGGACAAAGCAUUCAACUCAGACCUGUAAGCUCCUGGCCAUGUUUCCUUUCAAGAUGACUCAACCUUCUCACUUUUGUUUUCUUGCCAUUGGAUUUCAGGAGUUGCUGCUGGGAAUUCGGCAUUCCCCAAUCAAAUAGAAACCGUUUCAAUCCAAGCCACUUUCCCACUUAUUCCAGACCAACUCUGCGACUUUAGUUCAAACUGCCCACCAUGCCGUCGCAAACAGCAACAGCCCCCGCCGAGCUCCCCCCAGUCGACAUUAAACCUCUUCUCUCUCGACUCUGGCCAGUAGGCCACCCAGACACCGUCUCCCCCGACGAGAUCGCCAAUGCCAUCUCCUACUUCUUCACCAACCAAGUCUCCGAUGUCCAAGCCGGCUCCCUCCUCAUGUGCCUGCACUUCACCGGCCUCGACCGCCAAGCAGAAGUGCUCUCCAAGACGGCGCAAGCCAUGUUGAAAUCAGCCGCCAAAAUCGACGUAGAUGAGCUUCGCAAAGUAGUCGACUCCCGCCGGCGACCAGAAGGCGACUACCAAGGAGGCCUUGUCGACAUAGUUGGCACAGGAGGCGACUCCCAUAACACAUUCAACAUCUCCACCACCUCCUCCAUCCUCGCCUCCUCCCUCCUCCUCAUCGCCAAACACGGCAACAAAGCCUCCACCUCCAAAUCCGGCUCGGCCGACCUCCUCAACUGCAUGACUCCCCUCCCCCCCAAAAUCUCCCUCAUCACCCCCUCCACCAUUUCUCUUCUGUAUUCCCGUUCCAACUACGGCUUCCUCUUCGCCCCAGUAUUCCACCCAGGAAUGAAAUACGUCGCCCCCAUCCGCCGCCAGCUCCCCUGGAGAACAGUCUUCAACCUUGUCGGCCCCCUAGCAAACCCAACUGACAUCUCCUCCCCCCCCCUCCUCGAAGCACGCAUGAUCGGUGUAGCGCGUAAAGAUAUCGGUCCUGUCUUCGCCUCUGCCUUGGUUAUGGCCGGAGCAAAAAAGGCAAUGGUUGUUUGUGGUGAUGAGGAGCUAGAUGAGAUUUCUUGUGCGGGGGAGACACUCUGCUGGAGGAUUGUGGACGGGAAGACGGAAAAUUUCCGGUUGCAUCCGCGAGACUUCGGGCUGCCAACUCACCCGCUUAGUGAGGUCUCUCCGGGCAAGGAACCGCAUGAGAAUGCGGCGAUUCUGACGAGGAUUCUGAACGGGGAAGUGCCGGAUGAUGAUCCGAUUUUGCAUUUUGUGCUGAUCAACACGGCGGCGUUGUUUGUUGUUGCGGGGGUUACCGAGGCGGAGACGAGUGAUAUGGGGUAUGGGGAUGACGGUAAGGUCAUUACUGAAAGGGGGCCGGGAGGGGGGAGGUGGAAGGAAGGAGUUAGAAGGGCGAGGUGGGCGGUCAAGAGCGGGGAGGCGGCGAGGCAGUGGGCGAGGUUUGUCGAGGUUACAAACUCGUUUCCCGAAGAGUAGACUUGUCAACUCUUUUGACCGAUUCAGAAAGGGAAAAGGAAGGGGAAGGGAAGGGGUGAAUAUCAAAGUCCAAGUUUCAGGCAUAUGACUUGUUUGGAGUGAAUAUGUGUGACGUUUCACGCAUGCUCCUACAGUUUUGAGCAAGAGC
This is a messenger RNA of Podospora pseudocomata, 3096 nucleotides long. It is a transcript of the gene TRP4, whose product is annotated as anthranilate phosphoribosyltransferase. Gene Ontology annotation, biological process: L-tryptophan biosynthetic process. Gene Ontology annotation, cellular component: cytosol. Gene Ontology annotation, molecular function: anthranilate phosphoribosyltransferase activity. Bases 1710 to 2948 code for a protein of 412 amino acids. The record is from RefSeq and is a predicted model, not a curated record. The transcript is spliced from 2 exons. NCBI's taxonomy places the organism in Eukaryota, Fungi, Ascomycota, Sordariomycetes, Sordariales, Podosporaceae.